GACAGGAGGAAGGACAGCCAUGAGUGCUGACACAGCCAGCAGACUGGAUCUAGACUCUGAUUAUCAUGCUGAACUGGCGGACAUGGUGGCAGCCAUGAGUGUGGCUGCCACCAGACUGACCCCACCAAACGGGUACAGGACCACACCACAUCGCCUCAACCUGUCCGACCGGAAGCUUUCCCUGCAGGAGAGAUCCAGCUGCCAGAAUGGAGGUCCACGAAUGGCCAGAAGACCUACUAUUGAGUCCAAGCGUGUGUCUAUUUCUGAUGGAGACGAUUGUGUCCAGCUAAAUCAGUACAAGUUAAAGAACGAGAUUGGAAAGGGUUCAUAUGGAGUGGUCAAGUUAGCAUAUAAUGAAGAUGAUGACCAGUAUUAUGCUAUGAAAUUGGUAUCCAAAAAGAGGUUAAUAAAGCAGUUGGGAUUCCGACGACGACCUCCUUCCCGAGAAUCCAAUGGAUCAGUGGGAUCCCAGGAGAAUCUGUUAAAGCCGUCCGGCUUGCUGGACCGAGUAUAUCAAGAAAUCGCUAUUUUAAAGAAACUUGACCAUCUGAAUGUUGUUAAAUUAGUUGAGGUUCUCGAUGACCCAGCUGAGGAUAACUUACAUAUGGUGUUUGAGUUGGUACCUAAAGGCCCAGUGAUGGAGGUCCCGACAGACAGCCCUCUAUCAGAAGAAAUGGCCCAUUUGUACUUCAGAGACAUCAUUCUAGGAAUCGAAUACUUGCACUAUCAGAAAAUCAUACAUAGAGACAUCAAACCAUCAAACCUCUUGCUGGGUGAUGACGGGCACGUCAAGAUUGCAGAUUUUGGGGUCAGCAAUGAGUUUGAGGGGAACGACGCACUCCUGUCGAACAGUGCAGGAACACCAGCUUUCAUGGCACCUGAAACACUGACGGAUCAGGACCAAAGAUUCAGUGGAAAGGCUCUAGAUAUUUGGGCAAUGGGAGUGACUCUGUUCUGUUUUGUCUUUGGAAAGUGUCCUUUUCAUGACGACUACAUCCUAGGCCUGCAUGAGAAGAUCAGGAGUAUGUCAGUGGAGUUUCCAGACAAGCCUGAGAUCAGUGAGCAGCUGAAGGACCUCAUCACCAGAAUGCUGGAUAAAGUCCCUGAAACUAGAAUCACGUUAGCAGAGAUAAAGCUUCACCCAUGGGUCACGGUGGACGGCACUGAUCUGCUUCCACUGGAGGAGGAUCACUGCACUGUGGUGGAGGUCACCGAGGAGGAGGUGCAGAACUCUGUCAAACUAGUGCCCAGCCUGUCUGCUGUGAUUCUGGUGAAAUCGAUGCUGCGUAAGCGCUCUUUCAGUAACCCCUUCGAGUGUCCGAGUGGCCGGCAGGGCAGAUCCAUGUCUGCUCCUGGAGGCCUGACUGUGUAAGCACACAACUCACGCACACAUCACGACAUCU
Messenger RNA from Danio rerio (zebrafish), 1403 nucleotides. RefSeq names its product calcium/calmodulin-dependent protein kinase kinase 1, alpha b (gene camkk1b). Gene Ontology annotation, molecular function: kinase activity; nucleotide binding; calcium/calmodulin-dependent protein kinase activity. Gene Ontology annotation, cellular component: nucleus; nucleoplasm; cytoplasm. Lineage: Eukaryota; Metazoa; Chordata; Actinopteri; Cypriniformes; Danionidae. The record is from RefSeq and is marked provisional.